Molecule: messenger RNA, 674 nt
Organism: Heteronotia binoei (common prickly gecko)
Lineage: Eukaryota; Metazoa; Chordata; Lepidosauria; Squamata; Gekkonidae
Gene: HINT1
Product: histidine triad nucleotide binding protein 1
Exons: 3
Coding region: 139-519 (126 amino acids)
Biological process (GO): purine ribonucleotide catabolic process
Cellular component (GO): nucleus; cytoplasm
Molecular function (GO): hydrolase activity
Source: RefSeq, a predicted model, not a curated record
GGCAGAGAAGGGGCGGGGCAGGUUAGUUUUCAGACCGGAGAAUGUGUCUAUUGGCGGAGCGUGAGAGAGGCGGGGUGUAGUGGCGCAAGUCCGGCGACAAAACGCAGGGCGCGCUGACGGGUUUCGUCGGGCGGAGAGAUGGCCGACGAGAUCAGUAAAGCUAAAGUGGCCGCGCCCGGCGGAGAUACCAUAUUCGGCAAAAUCAUCCGCAAAGAGAUUCCUGCCAAGAUCAUCUUCGAGGAUGAUCGGUGCCUCGCGUUCCAUGACGUUUCUCCACAAGCUCCAACCCAUUUCUUAGUGAUUCCCAAAAAGCCUAUUGCUCAGAUAUCUCAAGUGGAAGAUUCUGAUGAAGCUCUUCUUGGUCAUUUAAUGGUUGUGGGGAAGAAAUGUGCUGCUGAAUUGGGCCUGACCAAGGGAUACCGAGUGGUGGUGAAUGAAGGGCCAGACGGUGGUCAGUCUGUCUACCAUUUACACCUGCAUGUCCUUGGUGGUCGUCAGAUGGGUUGGCCUCCUGGAUAAAAUCUAAUUGGAUUGCAUUCAAUCCAUGUCUUAAAUAUGGUAAACACAUAUUUGAAAUAUUCAACCACUGUCAUUGAGUUCUUCUGCUUAACUUGUUUUAUGGAGCACACAACUUGUGCAGGUGUUCAAUAAAGACACAAGCAUGUUGGAUCUCA